Messenger RNA from Oncorhynchus kisutch (coho salmon), 2742 nucleotides. Its product is annotated as collagen alpha-1(III) chain-like. Bases 1 to 2742 code for a protein of 913 amino acids. Lineage: Eukaryota; Metazoa; Chordata; Actinopteri; Salmoniformes; Salmonidae. The record is from RefSeq and is a predicted model, not a curated record. The transcript has 2 exons.
AUGCACCCGGGGGCCAUGGAACCAAACCAGACUCAGAGGAGGGAUGCCCCCGGGGGCCAUGGAACCAAACCAGACUCAGAGGAGGGAUGCCCCCGGGGGCCAUGGAACCAAACCAGACUCAGAGGAGGAGGGAUGCCCCCAGGGGCCAUGGAACCAACAUGGAACCAAACCAGACUCAGAGGAGGAGGGAUGCCCCCCGGUUGCCAUGGAACCAAACCAGACUCAGAGGAGGAGGGAUGCCCCCGGGGGCCAUGGAACCAAACCAGACUCAGAGGAGGAGGGAUGCCCCCAGGGGCCAUGGAACCAGACAAGACUCAGGAGGAGGAGGGAUGCCCCCAGGGGCCAUGGAACCAAACCAGACUCAGAGGAGGGAUGCCCCCAGGGGCCAUGGAACCAAACAAGACUCAGGAGGAGGAGGGAUGCCCUCAGGGGCCAUGGAACCAAACAAGACUCAGGAGGAGGAGGGAUGCCCCCAGGGGCCAUGGAACCAAACCAGACUCAGAGGAGGGAUGCCCCCGGGGGCCAUGGAACCAAACCAGACUCAGAGGAGGGAUGCCCCCGGGGGCCAUGGAACCAAACCAGACUCAGAGGAGGAGGAUGCCCCCGGGGGCCAUGGAACCAAACCAGACUCAGAGGAGGGAUGCCCCCAGGGGCCAUGGAACCAGACAAGACUCAGGAGGAGGAGGGAUGCCCCCAGGGGCCAUGGAACCAAACCAGACUCAGAGGAGGGAUGCCCCCAGGGGCCAUGGAACCAAACAAGACUCAGGAGGAGGAGGGAUGCCCUCAGGGGCCAUGGAACCAAACAAGACUCAGGAGGAGGAGGGAUGCCCCCAGGGGCCAUGGAACCAAACCAGACUCAGAGGAGGGAUGCCCCCGGGGGCCAUGGAACCAAACCAGACUCAGAGGAGGGAUGCCCCCGGGGGCCAUGGAACCAAACCAGACUCAGAGGAGGAGGGAUGCCCCCAGGGGCCAUGGAACCAACAUGGAACCAAACCAGACUCAGAGGAGGAGGGAUGCCCCCCGGUUGCCAUGGAACCAAACCAGACUCAGAGGAGGAGGGAUGCCCCCGGGGGCCAUGGAACCAAACCAGACUCAGAGGAGGAGGGAUGCCCCCAGGGGCCAUGGAACCAGACAAGACUCAGGAGGAGGAGGGAUGCCCCCAGGGGCCAUGGAACCAAACCAGACUCAGAGGAGGGAUGCCCCCAGGGGCCAUGGAACCAAACAAGACUCAGGAGGAGGAGGGAUGCCCUCAGGGGCCAUGGAACCAAACAAGACUCAGGAGGAGGAGGGAUGCCCCCAGGGGCCAUGGAACCAAACCAGACUCAGAGGAGGGAUGCCCCCGGGGGCCAUGGAACCAAACCAGACUCAGAGGAGGGAUGCCCCCGGGGGCCAUGGAACCAAACCAGACUCAGAGGAGGAGGGAUGCCCCCGGGGGCCAUGGAACCAAACCAGACUCAGAGGAGGGAUGCCCCCAGGGGCCAUGGAACCAGACAAGACUCAGGAGGAGGAGGGAUGCCCCCAGGGGCCAUGGAACCAAACCAGACUCAGAGGAGGGAUGCCCCCAGGGGCCAUGGAACCAAACAAGACUCAGGAGGAGGAGGGAUGCCCUCAGGGGCCAUGGAACCAAACAAGACUCAGGAGGAGGAGGGAUGCCCCCAGGGGCCAUGGAACCAAACCAGACUCAGAGGAGGGAUGCCCCCGGGGGCCAUGGAACCAAACCAGACUCAGAGGAGGGAUGCCCCCGGGGGCCAUGGAACCAAACCAGACUCAGAGGAGGAGGGAUGCCCCCAGGGGCCAUGGAACCAACAUGGAACCAAACCAGACUCAGAGGAGGAGGGAUGCCCCCGGGGGCCAUGGAACCAAACCAGACUCAGAGGAGGGAUGCCCCCAGGGGCCAUGGAACCAGACAAGACUCAGGAGGAGGAGGGAUGCCCCCAGGGGCCAUGGAACCAAACCAGACUCAGAGGAGGGAUGCCCCCAGGGGCCAUGGAACCAAACAAGACUCAGGAGGAGGAGGGAUGCCCCCAGGGGCCAUGGAACCAAACCAGACUCAGAGGAGGGAUGCCCUCUGGGGUCAUGGAACCAAACCAGACUCAGGGGAGGGAUGCCCUCAGGGGCCAUGGAAAAAACAAGACUCAGAGGAGGAGGGAUGCCCUCUGGGGCCAUGGAACCAAACAAGACUCAGAGGAGGGAUGCCCUCAGGGGCCAUGGAACCAAACCAGACUCAGAGGAGGGAUGUCCCUAGGGGCCAUGGAACCAGACAAGACUCAGGAGGAGGAGGGAUGCCCCCAGGGGCCAAAUAAGCCCCAGAGCCCCAGAGCCCCAGAGCCCCGUCCCAAGAGCCCCAGAGCCCCAGAGCCCCGUCCCCAGAGCCCCGUCCCCAGAGCCCCGUCCCCAGAGCCCCAGAGCCCCGUCCCCAGAGCCCCGUCCCCAGAGCCCCAGAGCCCCAGAGCCCCGUCCCCAGAGCCCCAGAGCCCCGUCCCCAGAGCCCCAGAGCCCCGUCCCCAGAGCCCCAGAGCCCCGUCCCCAGAGCCCCAGAGCCCCAGAGCCCCGUCCCCAGAGCCCCAGAGCCCCGUCCCCAGAGCCCCAGAGCCCCGUCCCCAGAGCCCCAGAGCCCCGUCCCCAGAGCCCCGUCCCCAGAGCCCCAGAGCCCCAGAGCCCCAGAGCCCGAGCAAAACCAAAGCCUACUUGAAGGUUAGACGGCUCACUCCUGUAGUGGUGGGUUUCCACGUCAUCUCCUGA